CGCGAGCGAGGCCGAGGCCACGACACGCUAGCAGUUGCAAGCAGCUAUCCCCCACCGCCUCCUCACUCUUUCCCCCACCUCUCGCUCCCUUUCCCACCCAGCUAGCGGCCAGCUCGCAAGCCAAGAAUCAUCUAACCAGCCAUGUCGUACUAUGACCGGCGGGGGGAUUCGUCGAUCGUGGAGGCGUUCACGCUGUCGCCGCUGCCGUACCCGGUGAUCCUGAUCCUGGGCAUGGUGGCGCUGCUGCUGGGGGUGUCGUGGUUCUUCAGCUACGAGGACUUCAUGGAGGAUGCCGCGGAGCAGUUCAGCUGGAUCCUCCUCGUCAUCCCCAUCGCGCUCGUCCUCAUCAUCAAGUGGAUCUCCUCCGUCGACAGCUUCGAGGGAUACUUCGGGUUCUACCCCACCGAGCGGCGCUGGGGAGGGGGCGGCUACCAGGGCGCACCCUCCGAGGGCAGCUCCCCGUGGGGCGUCGCCGUGGUCGUCGUGCUCCUCCUCGUCCUCGCCAGCUACCACUCCACCUUCACCGACAUGUGGAAUCCCCUGAUACGCUCCUAGUACCUACUGAGUACGUGUAUGUAACCAUCGAUCGAUACGAUACGCCUGUGAUACCUUGCUUUCUGGCCGUUGCUGCACCUGCGCGUAUGUAUACCUUGAUCUUCCUGUUCCUGUUGUACAUAGAUGAAGAUUCUGCUAGCUAGUAUAGAGCUUGAGUGUUACUGUCUGUACUCGUUUUUUGUUCUGGUUUCUGUAUACUGAAUUAAUCGGUUUCCGGUUUGGUUCUUA
Messenger RNA from Lolium rigidum, 783 nucleotides. RefSeq lists its product as uncharacterized. The transcript has a single exon. Lineage: Eukaryota; Viridiplantae; Streptophyta; Magnoliopsida; Poales; Poaceae. The coding region runs from base 142 to 555 and encodes 137 amino acids. The record is from RefSeq and is a predicted model, not a curated record.